Rhagoletis zephyria (snowberry fruit fly) is the source of this 2567-nucleotide messenger RNA. Its product is annotated as sodium-dependent nutrient amino acid transporter 1-like. The record is from RefSeq and is a predicted model, not a curated record. Gene Ontology annotation, molecular function: L-amino acid transmembrane transporter activity; amino acid:sodium symporter activity; nucleic acid binding. Gene Ontology annotation, cellular component: plasma membrane. NCBI's taxonomy places the organism in Eukaryota, Metazoa, Arthropoda, Insecta, Diptera, Tephritidae. Gene Ontology annotation, biological process: amino acid import across plasma membrane; sodium ion transmembrane transport; nitrogen compound transport.
AUGGCUAUGUUAGAUCGACUUCCCGUACCAAUGGAGGAAACAGAGUUGGUAGAAAUGCUUAGCAGAAAUUUACGUCCGGAUAUCCGACAUGAACUUUUAUAUGUGCCCAUACUUUCGGUAGCACAUCUCCCAAAUGCUUCAGAACGCGUGAAUCGUACAAUAAUUGCUGCAACUAGAGCUUAUUUAAAGGAUGACCACAAGGAAUGGGAUGUAAAUUUAACGUUUAUAAGCUCCGCACUCCGAAACUCGCUGCAUCAAUCGUUGAAAUGUUCUCCAUAUCAUGCCUUAUACGGAUUUGAUAUGAUCAUACAUGGGUCAUCAUAUGAUUUGUUGCGUAAAAUGCAAGUGCUGGAUGAGCCAUACAUGCGAUUAGCCCGAGACGAUGCACUAUCGCUUGUGCGUGUGGAGAAAAAAGUCGCCCAUAAUUCGGAAAACCCGAAAAAUCUCGUAUCAUCAAAAGUUGCUAACAACAACGCGAAUAAUGGUGAUGCAGCAGAUAAUGUAAACUUCAGAACUACCCGAUCAAGAUCUAAGGUCACUGACCUCAGUAAAUUGCCCUUGAACUUGAAUUCUUCCACUUCUUUUGCUGCUGCUACUGCAUCUGAAAGUAUUGUUGGUGCUAACUCCCUCGCAGAUGACAAUGGUGUUGUUGUUGUUGGUCAACCAACUAGUGUGUGCUCUUCUGUUGAGCAUGCAGAUAACGUAAACAAAAAUAGUUCGCAUACUUUUCGCCCUUCUACACUGGCUGCUGAUAACUCGUCUUCACCUGCUGACAAAAACAACAACGCAGUAAGAGAUGACUGCAAACCAAUGUACUACAUGGAAGCGCUUUUGGGUCAGUUUUCCAGUAAAAGUUCUGUAAAAAUAUGGGCAGCCUGCCCAGUAUUUUUGGGUGUGGGCAUCGGACAAUCAUUCGCGACGCUAGCAGUUUUAACAUAUUACUCAGCCUUGAUAGCUCUUACUGUUUAUUAUUUUAUUGCAUCAUUUCAAUCGCCAUUACCGUGGGCACUUUGUAGGGAUGAAUGGGGAGCAAAUUGCGUAAGCUCCAGUGUUUUAAAUAAUGAAGAUAACAAUCAGACCGAAAGGUUGCAAAGCAGUUCUGAGCUGUAUUUCAGUAAAACUGUGCUUAGAGAACUUGAGGACAUAUCCGACGGCAUUGGAGUACCUAGUUGGCGGCUAACAUUAACUCUCUUGUUUGCUUGGAUCGUCACUUAUUUCAUUAUCAUUAAAGGAAUCCGAAGUUUGGGGAAAGUCGCAUAUUUUCUGGCAAUAUUCCCUUACGUAGUAUUAAUUACGUUACUUAUAAGGUCAGUCACAUUGGAGGGAGCCGGAGAUGGCAUUAUAUUUUUCCUAAAACCUGAAUGGGAUAAGUUAUUAUAUAUUAAGGUAUGGAAGGAAGCUGUUGUGCAGUGUUUCUUUUCUUUGGCUCUUUGCUUUGGCCCGAUUGCGACAUUUUCAUCGCAUAACCGUUUUCGGUAUAAUGUUUACCGAGAUUCUAUGAUAGUAACCACUUUGGACACUUUUACGUCUUUAUUGGCUGGAAUUACUAUCUUCGGGAUUUUAGGAAACCUGGCGCUCAACUUAAAUGCUGACAACAUUAGUGAAGUAGUACGUAGUGGCACUGGAUUGGCCUUUAUAUCAUAUCCCGACGCUAUUGCCCAGUUUCAGUUUGUACCUCAGCUCUUUUCGGUGUUAUUCUUUUUCAUGCUCUUUGUCCUGGGAAUCGGAACCUUAGCAGCACUGCAAAGUACAGUCGUUACAAUUCUUUGCGAUCAGUUUAAGUUGAAAAAAUUCUGGUUGGUUUCGUUGGCUGUAACAAUAAUAGGAUUUGGCGUCGGCAUAACGUAUGUGACCCCGGGUGGACAAUGGAUUUUAAAUCUUGUGGACUAUUUUGCUGGAACUUUUAUUGUAUUCUCUCUCUCAGUUUUUGAAGUUAUCGGCAUUACUUGGUUCUAUGGGCUUCGCAACUUUUGUGAUGACGUGGAAUUCAUGACCAACCGUAAAGUAUCAAUUUACUGGCGCCUUUGUUGGGGUAUAAUAACUCCAAUACUUUUGGCGGUAAUAUUUAUUUAUUCCCUUGUGGUUAUGGAACCGUUAACUUAUGCAACAUGGUCAUAUCCUACUUCUGUUGAAAUUUCUGGUUGGGUGUUACUUGUGAUAGGCUUUCUCCAAUUUCCCCUAUGGGGUGUUUGGUAUUUAUCUACACACAAAGAUAUCUCUUUUGGAAAGACAAUCAAAAAGGGCGUAACACCUAGUCCAAAGUGGGGUCCGGCAGAUCCAAAGAUACACGCAGAAUGGCUACUGCACAAGCAGCGCUUGGGUUAUUUACGCGAAGAAGAGCGCACCAAAAAGGGACUGAGCAACUUUAGGCAGAACUUUUAUUACCUGCUCGGUAUUUCUAAGUAAGGUUAGACUAAGGUCAUAUGUAUUUUGAAUUUUUUCAUUCAUUCUAACUUAAAGAUAUACAUACAUACAAUACUUACGUAUGUAUUAUCGUCCAUAUAGUAGUUUGUAUGGGGAUCUAUUUUUAUGCUUUUGUCAAGUACUUUGUACAAAGAAGUCAUGUA